This is a messenger RNA of Magallana angulata, 1145 nucleotides long. RefSeq names its product ribosome maturation protein SBDS-like. The record is from RefSeq and is a predicted model, not a curated record. The transcript is spliced from 6 exons. The coding region runs from base 102 to 857 and encodes 251 amino acids. Gene Ontology annotation, biological process: cytosolic ribosome assembly; ribosome biogenesis. NCBI's taxonomy places the organism in Eukaryota, Metazoa, Mollusca, Bivalvia, Ostreida, Ostreidae.
AAGUAUUGCACUUCCGGUGAUUUCCCAAACAUCUGACAAUGUGCGAUGCGGUGUCUUUUUUACUGGUACACUGUAUCUCCACUUUUCUGAUUUAAUUUGAAAUGGCAUAUUUUCAACCAACUGGACAGAAAAGGCUAACUAACGUUGCUGUUGUUAGGCUUAAGAAAGGGGGCAAACGAUUUGAAAUAGCUUGCUAUCCAAAUAAGGUUGUCUCCUGGAGAAACAAAGUGGAAACUGACAUCGACGAGGUUCUUCAAACGCAUACAAUUUUUGUCAAUGUGUCUAAGGGAGAAGUAGCAAAGAAUGAAGAUUUAAAGAAAGUAUUUGGCACAGACAAUCAACCAGAGAUUUGUUUACAGAUAUUGAAAAAAGGUGAGCUUCAAGUGUCUGAAAAAGAACGCCAUGCGCAGUUGGAAUCCAUGUUCCGAGAUAUUGCAACAACUGUAUCGGACAAGUGUGUUAAUCCCAAGACCAACCGUCCAUACACCGUGACUUUGAUUGAGAAGGCUAUGAAAGACCUUCAUUUUUCUGUGAAACCAAAUAAAAGCACAAAACAGCAGGCCCUGGAGGUGAUAAAACAACUUAAGGAGACAGAGACCAUUGAUAUUCAGCGAGCUCUGAUGAGAAUCAGAAUAACUGUUCCAGGUAAAGAUGGCAAAAAAGUCAAAGACAAACUAAAGAAACUUGCUGCCAAAGUAGAAGAGGAAGAUUUUUCUCCAGAUCUUGAAAUGGUAAUUUUAGUUGAUCCUGGAUGUUUUCGUGAAAUUGAUGACCUUGUAAGAGCUGACACAAAAGGCAGAGGUCAAUUGGAGGUCAUCAGUCUGAAGGACAUUGAAGAAGGUGACGAGAUGCUAUAACCUCUAAGCUUUUUGAAUGACAUCAACUGAGGAGACCUGUACUCCAUACUCCAUAAACCAGAUUAACUGAGCCCAAUUCAGAUCAACAGCUUAUAAAUUUUAACAAACAACGCAGAGGCAAAUGUUAUAUUGCAUUAUUUAUUGCAGUACAUUUUAAAAAAAAUCAACAUGUUCACAACUCAUAUUUUCUGUAAAUGUGUACAUUAAAGCCAUUGUCAGAAGAAAGGCAAUACAUGAUUUACUUGUACUGGAAAUUUUAAUACACAUGUAAAUAAAACAUGAGUUGGG